Messenger RNA from Aureobasidium uvarum, 1110 nucleotides. The record is from the annotation of a GenBank genome assembly. Lineage: Eukaryota; Fungi; Ascomycota; Dothideomycetes; Dothideales; Saccotheciaceae.
AUGGAUUCGUUAGUACGACGAAGAUGCCUUGCGCAUAUCGCUCGCAGUCGCAUACUCGGUCUGCGCCACACCAGCACCGCAACAAGCACAACGUCGCCGCCAUCCCGACACAACCUUCCUCCCGCCGCAUCUCCCACUACAACCCUCAGACCGAAGCCCACGCCAUCGUCUUCAACAGCAACAAAAGACAUUGUACCGCCGAAACCAGUGGAUCUGCAACGAUACCACGUCUCUUCUCCUCCCACCCCCGUCCAACAAACCUACACAACCCGCUACUUUCAAAACCCUUCCUCGCCUCCAAUUCACCUCUGGACCGCUGCAAAGUUCUCGACUAUUCCACGGUCCCCAUACCCAGAGGUGUGUUUCGUGGGUCGCUCCAAUGUUGGCAAAUCCUCUUUACUCAAUGCCGUAUUCGGGCGCCCGAAAGAGAAGAUUGCAAGAGUUAGUUCCAAGGCUGGACACACGAAAACACUGAAUGCAUUUGGUGUUGGUGGCAGUCAAAGGGAUAAUGCUGCCAAAGAGCCAUUGAAACAAUUGAUGCAAGGCGCAUUAGUCGUAGUUGACACACCCGGCUACGGCUACCACUCACGUCAAGAAUGGGGACCCGAAAUCAACAAGUUUUUCGAAAAGAGAAAGCAAUUGCGCAAAGUCUUUUUGCUCAUCGACGCUCUACACGGCAUUAAACCUCGAGACUUGGUCCUGCUGCAACAUUUCGAGCAACAAGGCAUUGAUUACCAAAUCAUCCUUUCCAAAGUCGACAGAAUAGUGAUGACAGAUUCUAAAGUCCCUGGUGCGGAAAAGCUGACUCGCAAUGUGGGCAAACUGGAUAGGAUAUAUCAAGAGGUGGAAGAGCAGUUGGCUACUUUGGAUGAAGGCAAGAGAAAGAAGAAAAGAGACGUGUUGGCUGCGAGUGCUGAGAAACAAAUCAAGGGCCUACAAGGAUGGGGAGGAGGUGCAAAGAUUGGGAUUGAAGCUGUGAGAUGGGCGGUGCUCAAGGCAUGUGGCUUGGAUUGUGACGAACAGGGCAACAGAAGGAUUGUCGAGGGCUUGGAGAUCCAAGACGAGGAGGAGGGUGACGAGGAGGUUGUGGCUUGGAGGCCUCAGAACUAG